AGAGUGUGCAAGGCGAGCUAGCAGAGAGCACACAGACGAGUGCAGCAAACACACUUCUGCAUUGAAUAGUUUAAAGCUUCUUUUCCAAAUGAUAGACUGCAGUUAUAAUUGCAAUGUGUGGAUUUGCUUUAUGUGUUGGAUUUUGUGGUCAAAUGCAGACAUUGUUUCUGUUUUACCAGGAGGCGCCAUCACCAUCGUUCCUCAGUGUCCAAAUAUCCCCCUGGGGAACCGAGUGGACUGCCAUCCUAACGCCGGAGCCUCCAAGCAACUAUGUGAAGCGCGUGGCUGCUGCUGGAGCCCUCUGGAUGAGAGGAAUGUCCCCUGGUGCUUCUUCUCCUCAAAUCACGGAUACACGGUGACAUCAACGGAUCACUCCAAUCCUAAUGCAUUGAAAGCCACUCUUAAAAGGAAGACCGCUCCAUCUUUGUUUGGGGGAGAUAUUCAGGAGCUGGCUCUUCAUGCAGAAAUGCAGACACCCAAGCGCCUUCAUUUUAAGAUCUAUGACCCCCAGCAGAAGCGGUUCGAGGUCCCCCAUGAUCACAUCCGCGGGCUGAAUGCUCAGCCAUCCAGCCCCAUCAGCGACACCAUGGAGAUCACACACGACUCCUUUGGCAUUAUUGUGCGCAGGAAGGAGAACAAGAAAGUCCUGUUUGACACCACCAUGGCCCCGCUGGUGUUUGCAGAUCAGUACCUCCAGAUAUCAGCCAAGCUGCCAUCCCAUAAUAUUUACGGCCUAGGGGAGCACGUACACCAGAAUUUCCGCCAUGACACCAACUGGAGGACCUGGCCCAUUUUCACCAGAGAUGCUUUUCCCAAUGGGGGAACACACAACCUCUACGGACACUAUCCCUUCUUCCUCUGUCUGGAAGAUGAGAGCGGAAAGUCAUUCGGGGUCUUCCUCUUAAACAGCAAUGCAAUGGAGGUGACCUUGCAGCCCGCCCCAGCAGUCACCUACAGGACCAUUGGAGGAGUUCUGGACUUCUACAUCGUCUUUGGGGAUACACCAGAACAAGUGGUGCAGGAGUUCCUUGAACUCAUUGGCAGGCCUGUCAUCCCCGCCUACUGGUCACUGGGCUUCCAGCUCUCACGCUGGGACUAUGGCAGCCUGAGUGAAGUCAAAGCUACCGUGGAGAGGAACCGUGCUGUGCAGAUUCCAUAUGACAUCCAGUACACUGACAUUGACUACAUGGAGGACAAGAAGAUCUUUACCUACGAUAAAGUCAAGUUUGCUGAGCUGCCCCAGUUCGCCGACUACCUUCACGAGAAAGGACAGAGAUACAUUCUCAUCCUGGACCCUGCCGUAGCCACCAGUAAGAGGGUUGGAAACGCAUCCUAUGAAGCGUUUGACCGUGGAACAGCAGCUAAUGCCUGGGUCUUUACCGCCGAUGGGAAAACUCCUCUUUUGGGAGAGGUGUGGCCAGGAGAGACAGUUUUCCCUGACUACACCAGCCAAGCCUGCAUCGACUGGUGGGUGGAUGAGUACGAGAGGCUUUACCGCGAGAUCAAGCACGAUGCCCUCUGGAUUGACAUGAAUGAAGUUGCAAGUUUCGUGAAAGGAUCAAGCAAAGGCUGUGAGGACAACAACCUCAACUACCCUCCAUACACGCCAAGAAUCCUGGACGAGGUGAUGUUCAGUAAGACCUUGUGUAUGGAUGCCAAGCAGGCCUGGGGGAAUCACUAUGAUGUUCACAGCCUCUACGGGUACUCCAUGGUGCUGGCCACAGAGAAAGCGCUCCAGCGUGUGUUCGGAGAGAACCGGACCCUCAUGCUGACCCGCUCCUCCUUCCCAGGUGUGGGCAAGUACUCGGGUCACUGGCUCGGAGACAACGGUGCCAACUGGAAUGACAUCAAAUGGGCUAUCCCCGGCAUGCUGGAGUUUAGCCUUUUCGGAAUUCCUUAUAUCGGGGCUGACAUCUGUGGGUUCUUUGACGACAGCAGUGAGGAGCUCUGCCGCCGAUGGAUGCAAGUGGGAGCCUUCUACCCAUUCUCCCGAAACCACAACGCUCAAGGCUACCGCCCCCAGGAUCCUGCUUGGUACGGGGCCGAUUCCACCCUGGUGAGGAGCUCCAAGCACUACCUGACCAUCCGCUACACUCUGCUGCCAUAUCUGUACACGCUCUUCUACAAAGCCCACACUACAGGGGAGACGGUGGUGCGCCCCAUGAUGCACGAGUUCUACUCAGACAGCGCUACAUGGACAAUAGACAGACAGUUCCUGUGGGGAAAGGGUCUUCUUAUCACCCCUGUCCUGGACCCGGGGACAGAUACAAUUCGGGCAUACGUCCCAGAUGCAGUGUGGUACGAUUAUGAUACGAUGGAGAGAAUUACACCUCGCAGGCAGUUUGUUGACAUGUACAUCCCUGGAGACAAAAUGGGCUUGCACAUCAGAGGAGGAGCCAUUCUUCCCACACAACAGCCAGCAGUCACCACUACAUACAGUCGCACCAACCCCAUGGGCCUGAUCGUGGCUCUCGACGACAACAGCCAGGCCACAGGGGAGCUAUUCUGGGACGACGGAGACACGCGCGCAACGGUGGAAACAGGAAAAUACAUCCACUACCAGUUUUCAGUUCUCUAUAGAAUUCUCACACUUCAAGCCACCCAUGUUGGCUACACAGACCCAAACAACCUGAAAUUCGAUGACAUAACCAUCCUGGGUGUACCACUGACUCCAUCGAGCGUCACUGUCGUAAAUACUAAGACUAGUGAGGUCACUCAGGUGCCCUCUGCCAACAUCCAGCAUGACAAAACCAAGAAGGUUUUGUUCCUGCGCCGCCUGGGCCUAACACUGGGCGAGUCCUACACUGUCGAGUGGAACCAGCCAGUAGCCGAGUUCGAGCGCUUCGACUGCCAUCCUGAAGAGAACGCAGAUCAGGCUAAGUGCCAGGCCAGAGGCUGCAUCUGGGAGCCAAGCAAUCUUGACAAGGUCCCAUGGUGCUUCUAUCCUAAUGACUAUGGAUACACAUACACCAGCUUUACUCAGACAGAAUCAGGUAUGACUCUGGACAUCAGUAGGAAUACAAAGCACAGAAGCACGAACCGCGCAGGCUCACCCGACAUCAACAACCUACGAGUCGAAAUCUUCUAUCUCUCAAGUGACAUGUUGCGCUUUAAGAUUUGGGAUCCAACUACAAAACGCUAUGAAGUCCCUGUACCACUAAAUGUACCAGCUACACCUGAGACUGAUGAGAGCAAGAGGAUGUACAGGGUUGAACUCAUCAAUAAUCCAUUUGGCAUUCGAGUUAUUAGGAAGAGCACAGGAACCACCAUCUGGGACUCGUCACUGCCUGGGUUUACCUUCUCCGACCUGUUCAUCCAAGUGUCCACCAGGCUGUCGUCAGACUUUGUCUAUGGCUUUGGAGAGACAGAACACCCCACCUACAGACACAACCUCUACUACCACACCUGGGGCAUGUUCGCCAAGGACCAGCCACCGGGCUACAAGAUGAAUUGCUAUGGAGUGCAUCCCUUCUAUAUGGGCCUGGAGAACACAGCUGACGCUCACGGUGUUCUUCUUCUCAACAGUAACGCCAUGGACGUGACUUUCCAGCCCACUCCUGCUAUAACCUACCGAACACUGGGAGGCAUCCUGGACUUCUUCAUGGUUAUGGGCCCCACUCCGGAGAUGGUGGUGCAGGAGUAUACUGCGCUGAUUGGACGGCCCGUGCUGCCCGCCUAUUGGUCACUUGGCUUCCAGCUCUGUCGCUAUGGUUACGCCAACGACGCAGAGAUCAGAGAUUUGUACAAUGACAUGAAAGCGGCUAAGAUACCAUAUGAUGUGCAAUACGGUGACAUUGACUACAUGGAACGUCAGAUGGACUUCCUCUUAGAUGAAGUGAAUUUCAAAGGACUCCCAGCACUGGUCGAUUCAAUGAGAGCAGAGGGAAUGCGCUUUAUCUUCAUUCUGGAUCCAGCCAUUGCGGGCAAUGAAACUCAGCCUUAUCCUGCUUUUACCAAUGGUCUUGCUCAAGAUGUUUUUAUCAAGUGGCCAAAAGAACUCAGUAAUGACAUUGUAUGGGGAAAGGUAUGGCCAGACUUACCAAAUGUCACUGUAGAUAACUCCUUGGACUGGGACACUCAAGUUAGGUUAUUCAGAGCCUAUACAGCAUUCCCCGACUUCUUCCGCACUUCAACCGCCCAGUGGUGGCAAAAAGAAAUUAAAGAUUUUUACAAUAAUGUCAUGAAGUUUGAUGGACUCUGGAUUGACAUGAAUGAGCCUGCCAGUUUUGUCCAUGGCACAGUUGAUGGAAAUUGUCUUGGUGAUCCUCUCCUGGAGAAUCCGCCAUAUAUGCCACCUCUGGAGUCCAAACAUAUGGGCUUGAACCACAAGACCCUGUGCAUGAACAGUGAGCAGAUCCUCCCCGACGGGACACACGUCAGGCACUACGACGUGCACAACCUUUAUGGCUGGUCCCACGCCAAACCCUCCUAUGACGCCCUGCUGGCCACCACAGGUAAAAGAGGCAUCGUGGUGACCCGCUCCACCUACCCCUCCAGCGGGCAGUGGGCUGGACACUGGCUGGGAGACAACUUCGCCAGCUGGGACCAACUCUAUAAAUCCAUCAUAGGCAUGAUGGAGUUCAGUCUGUUUGGAAUCCCUUAUACUGGAGCAGACAUCUGUGGAUUCUUCAACCCCUCAGAGUAUGAACUGUGCUUGCGCUGGAUGCAGCUCGGUGCCUUCUAUCCAUACUCACGCAACCACAACGGCUUGGGCAACCCGAGACAAGACCCGGUUGCUUGGGACGAAUUCUUCGCCAACGCCUCCAGAGAUGCUCUGAACAUCCGCUACACCCUGUUACCUUACCUCUACACGCUGAUGUACGAGGCCCACACCAAGGGGAGCACCGUCAUCCGGCCCCUGCUCCACGAGUUUGUCAGUGAUAAAAAUACAUGGGAUAUCCACACACAGUUCCUAUGGGGACCAGCAUUUCUCAUAACACCAGCCUUGGACAUGGGCGUCAGAGAAGUGAGAGGAUAUGUCCCUCGUGACCGCUGGUACGAUUAUCACACGGCUAGAGACGUGGGUGUGCGAGGACAGACGGUCGUCAUGCCAACACCACUUGACCAUAUUAACCUUCAUGUCAGAGGAGGUUAUAUCUUGCCAUGGCAGAGACCAGAGCUAAACACGAAGUUGAGUCGCACAAAUCCACUUGGACUGAUCGUGGCCCUGAGUGAUUCCAACACCGCACAAGGAUCCUUCUUCUGGGACGACGGCGAGAGCAUCGACACUGCAGAGAGAAACGAGUAUCUGUUCACAUCCUUCUCGGUGCAAUCGAACAACCUGACCAACAACCCGAUUCACACUGGACUGAACCCUGCUGACCGCCUGAUGAUGGGCGUGGUGAAGAUUUGGGGAGCAGGCAGUGUGCAAAUCACCCAGGCAACGCUCACUGACUUUUCAGGAACACCGAGCCUACUCACUGUCCAGCACAACCUCGACACACAGGAGCUGAUAAUCGAUGUCACAGCUAAAAAUCAGCGAGUGGAUCAGCCCUUCUCUAUAUCAUGGAGAUCAUAGUCAAGUUUUCCACAGGGG
Boleophthalmus pectinirostris (great blue-spotted mudskipper) is the source of this 5536-nucleotide messenger RNA. It is a transcript of the gene si, whose product is annotated as sucrase-isomaltase (alpha-glucosidase). Gene Ontology annotation, biological process: carbohydrate metabolic process. Gene Ontology annotation, molecular function: carbohydrate binding; alpha-1,4-glucosidase activity. The transcript has 46 exons. The record is from RefSeq and is a predicted model, not a curated record. Bases 89 to 5518 code for a protein of 1809 amino acids. Lineage: Eukaryota; Metazoa; Chordata; Actinopteri; Gobiiformes; Gobiidae.